AGUAGGGGUCAUCACUGAUUCCAAUACCGGGCACAGGCACAGGCAGCAGAGGGAGUGGGAGUGGAAGUAGUAAUUUCUGGAGUGUGAGCAUCAACCAAUUCAUGUUCAUCCAGUUCACGCCACGCACUAUUCCUCAUUCGUUUCUCUUCCUUCUAAGUUCAAUCAAUUUCUGACUAUUUCUGGAAUUUGAUCAAAACGGUCUCACUCAAAAUUGAACUCAAUUUACCCAAGGAAGAAGUGUUUUUGAGUUUGUGGUUAUUACCGUCGGAACAGUACGAAUGGAGAACUCCGGAAGCCAUCCGGAGGUGAUGGUUCCACCAGUUGAGGGUGUUGCAGGAGGUGGGACGGCAUAUGGAUGGAGUGAAAGUGGCAUACAAGAUCCAAACUUAUUAAGGGGCUCAAUUGAUCCCCUGAAAAUUCAUUCUUCAGAAUUAGUGCAUGUGUGGUGCAUGCCAAACUCAGCAAAUGUUGGACCGCAGGACAUGCCUCGUCCAUUGGAACCCAUAUCUCUUUUAGCAGCAAGGAAUGAGAGGGAAAAUGUCCAAAUAGCUCUACGUCCGAAAGUUUCUUGGGCAGGGUCUAGUAUUGCUGGAAGCGUGCAAGUGCAAUGUUCUGAUCUGUGCUCCACUUCUGGUGAUAGAUUGGUAGUUGGCGAAUCAUUGAAGAUGAGGAGAGUAGUGCCUAUUUUAGGUGUUCCAGAUGCUCUUGCGCCUCUUGAAUUGCCACUGUCUCAACUUACCCUUUAUCCUGGAGAAACAACUGUGAUUUGGGUUUCAAUUGAUGUCCCAACAACACUGCCCCCUGGUCAAUAUGAAGGAGAAGUCAUAAUUACAGCCACCAGAGCUGAUGCAGAAACUACAGCACAAUGUCUGGGUAAAGCUGAGAGAAACCAACUAUACCAAGAACUAAAGAGUUGUCUUGAUGUUGUGGAGCCCAUUGAUGGAAAAUCAUUGGACGAAGUGGUGGAGAGAGUCAAAUCUGCAUCCAUAUCUCUGAGAAGAGUGCUUCUGUCCCCAUUAUUUUCUGAUUUAUAUUUGGAUAAUGGAUCGGUCGACCUAAUGGAGGAGGAUGCCAUUUCAAACCUUUCAGUCCGCGUGAAGCUAAGUUUAACAGUCUGGGAUUUCAUUCUUCCAGCUACACCAUCUGUUCCAGCUGUUAUUGGUAUAUCUGACACUGUGAUCGAGGACCGAUUUGGUGUUGAACAUGGAAGUAGCGAGUGGUACGAGGCACUGGAUCAGCAUUUUAAAUGGCUGCUUCAAUAUAAAAUCAGUCCAUAUUUCUGCAGGUGGGGUGAAAGUAUGCGAGUUCUGACUUACACUUGUCCAUGGCCAGCUGAUCAUCCCAAAUCCGAUGAGUAUUUUUCUGAUCCCAGGCUUGCAGCAUAUGCAGUACCAUACAGACCAGUAGUCUCCGUUGGUGAUACACCAAAGGACUUUCUGCAGAGACAAGUUGAGAUACUACGAACAAAGAAUCAUUGGAGAAAAGCAUACUUCUAUUUGUGGGAUGAGCCGCUGAACCUUGAACAUUAUGAAGCUAUCCGUAACAUGGCAAGUGAGAUUCAUGCUUACGCACCCGAUGCCCGUAUUAUGACAACUUAUUAUUGUGGUCCAAGUGAUGCACCCCUGGCCUCUAACAACUUUGAGGCUUUUCUUAAAGUUCCAGAGUUUCUUCGCCCUCACACGCAGAUUUAUUGCACAAGUGAAUGGGUGAUUGGCAACCGCGAAGAUCUGGCAAAGGAUAUCAUAGCAGAAAUACAACCUGAAAAUGGUGAGGAGUGGUGGACAUAUGUUUGCAUGGGACCGUCUGAUCCUCAUCCUAAUUGGCACUUGGGGAUGCGAGGCACACAACACCGUGCGGUAAUGUGGCGCGUAUGGAAGGAGGGUGGGACAGGAUUUCUCUACUGGGGUGCAAAUUGUUAUGAGAAGGCGACGGUUCCCAGUGCUGAGAUUAGGUUCAGGCGUGGUCUCCCUCCAGGUGAUGGAGUCUUGUAUUACCCUGGUCAAGUAUUCUCAUCUUCGCAGGAACCUGUUGCUUCCUUGCGAUUGGAGCGGCUCUUAAGUGGUCUACAGGACAUUGAGUAUCUCAAGCUCUACUCUUCGAGAUUUGGUAGAGAAGAAGGGCUUCAUCUUUUGGAAAAGACAGGCAUGUAUUUGGGUCCGGAGAGAUAUACUCAUGAGCACAUGCCAAUUGAUGCCAUGCGUGGUGAAGUUUUCAGGACAUGCCGAGCUGAAAAUAACUUCUGAUUUGAUAGCUUCUGUUUUUAUGUAGCAUCAUCCAGUCUUUAAACCAUAUCUAUUCAGCAUGUGUUUAUUUUGACAAACCCUGAAAUCUUGGACAUAACUUUAGUCAGUGAGGAUAUGGAUAUGCAUUGUUAAUUAAUAAUUCCAGCGGUUUUCACUCCCUUUAGUUCCAAAA
Molecule: messenger RNA, 2415 nt
Organism: Sesamum indicum (sesame)
Lineage: Eukaryota; Viridiplantae; Streptophyta; Magnoliopsida; Lamiales; Pedaliaceae
Product: alpha-1,6-mannosyl-glycoprotein 2-beta-N-acetylglucosaminyltransferase
Source: RefSeq, a predicted model, not a curated record